AUGUCGACCACCACCGCUGCUGCUGCCUCGGGCACUAAGAGGGCUCCUCUCUCCGACAACCCCAAUGCCGCCAACUCGCCGCUGCGUGGGUCCUCGGCUACCGCCUUGGCACUACAGGGCUCUAAAAAGGCCGUCCGCUCCCAUGCCGAUCAGCUUAGAGAGGAGCCAUACGGUCAACCACCGCCGGCCAAGAGACAGAUGAUUGAACAUGGCGGUCAACGCGCCGCCGCCUCGCCGACGAGUGGAAGCAGGUCUCAUGUGUCCAACAUCAUGCGGAAACCCUCGACGAUAUCCCGGACCGCCGCCGAACGUGCUUCGUCCAGAACCACAUCCACCACGGCUACCAGCACCCGUGCCGAGAGGUCGCAUGCCGCCGCCUUAACCUCCACCACCACCACAGCCAACACCACCACUGCCGACCGCAUCACGGCAAAGGAACUCGAAGACCUCAGUAUAUGGCAAAGCUCUAUGAGAUCGCGCUUUCACAAGAUGGUCUUCUACUUUGAAAGCAUUCCCGACGACCAGCGUCACAAGCUCGCCAAACAAGUCGCUCAAUUGGGCGCUCGCGAGGAAAAGUUCUUUUCUAUCGAAAUCACCCAUGUCGUCACCACCCGCCCCAUCCCUCCCGUAAAGCCAGUCCAGGAUGAGAACCAGCCCGGCACCAGCACUCAGUCAGCCAGUGAACAGCCAAAGACGAUCGAUCCCUCUCUCCUGAGCCGCAAUGGCGAAUCUGUCCGACGAAAACUCAUUUUCGAUAAACCUUCAAUCCGGAAAUCCUCGGUGCAGCCCCAGGAAGAGACGAUGCCGAAGCCGAAAGCACGCAGCACCGAUAUCCUGCACCGUGCACGGGACAUGGGCAAGAAGAUCUGGUCAUUGGAUAAACUCCAGAGGAUCCUCGGCAUGGUACUUGAGACUGACCUGUACAAGGCUGCAUGGCUGGGCCGAGGUCAUACCCCCGCGGCCGCCGACAGGGCCAAGGCUCGCCAGCAGACUGCCAAUGUGCUUCAGAUGCUUCAGAAUGAGCGUGUGCACGGUCCCUCUGACCGUGAUCCCACAGUUGUUACCAAGGACAUCCACUACUUCAAGGGUCCUUACAUUUAUGUAUACGACAUCGAAGAGAAGACGAGGCCGAUCAUGGUGAGGGAGUACCACAGAGUUGCUGACAAGAAGGACGGCGAAUGGCCUCAGUUCCGGGUGGCGUCUCAAGGCCGUUGCCCAUUUGUUGAGGAUUACGAUCCCCCUGAGAGAACGAGGAGGACCCAAGCGAAGGAGAAGGUUACCAAAGCUGCGGAAGCCGCUGCUGCUACCGAAAAGGCCGCCGCUACCAAGAGCCUCCAGCCCCCUGAGGUGCCGUCACCCAAGCCGGUCACUGGAAAGCGUACUCUUAAGGAGAUGGAGGCACCCAACGACCGUGCUGCUGAAGUUGUUGACAACGUCCCUGAGACCGUCGAGUCGGUCAAGGAGUCCACCCCAUCGGUUGAUUUCCGUUCGCAGAAUGCCUUCAUGAGUCACACCACCAAAGUUGGCCGUCUGGUGGCUGGAGAGCCCGUUGCUUCUGGUAUUCAAGCCAACAAGCUCACAUCUGCCAUCCGCUCUCAGAUGGUGUCGUCCACCACCGGUGUCCUUGGCGCCAAGGCCGGUAUCAGCAAGGAAGUUUUGGGACUUCAGCGCAAGGUUCUUCAGAAGGCCAAUGUUCCUUCACUUUCGCAAGACUCUGGCUCUCGUCGCUUGGCCGAGAUUGGUGUAGAUGGUGCCCAAUGUACCCGUGCCGCCAGUUUGGGCAACCCAACGAGGCCUCCGAUGCCUGAGAUCUGGGAGGAUGAUGAAGCUCGGAAGCAGGAACAGGCCAAGAAGGAGAGGAAGCUACGCAGGACCGCGAGCACUCCCGCCCCUCAGACAAAGCCGAAGCCGCGCGAUCCCAAGCCGGGUUACUGCGAAAAUUGUCAGGAUAAGUUCGAAGACUUUGAUGCGCACAUCCUAUCCCGCAAACAUCGCCGCUUCGCCGAGAACGACGACAACUGGGCCCAACUCGACGCUCUCCUUGGCAAGCUCUCACGCGCUCCCCGCGAGCCGCGUUACCGGUCCGUGGAUAAUGAGAGGUGGUAG
Sordaria macrospora k-hell is the source of this 2106-nucleotide messenger RNA. RefSeq lists its product as uncharacterized. Gene Ontology annotation, biological process: regulation of cell cycle phase transition; positive regulation of nuclear cell cycle DNA replication. Gene Ontology annotation, molecular function: zinc ion binding; nucleic acid binding; protein serine/threonine kinase activator activity. Gene Ontology annotation, cellular component: Dbf4-dependent protein kinase complex. NCBI's taxonomy places the organism in Eukaryota, Fungi, Ascomycota, Sordariomycetes, Sordariales, Sordariaceae. The record is from RefSeq and is a predicted model, not a curated record.